Setaria italica (foxtail millet) is the source of this 3358-nucleotide messenger RNA. Its product is annotated as zinc finger protein VAR3, chloroplastic. Bases 145 to 2991 code for a protein of 948 amino acids. Gene Ontology annotation, cellular component: cytoplasm. Gene Ontology annotation, molecular function: mRNA binding. The record is from RefSeq and is a predicted model, not a curated record. NCBI's taxonomy places the organism in Eukaryota, Viridiplantae, Streptophyta, Magnoliopsida, Poales, Poaceae. The transcript has 5 exons.
CUCCUCAAAAAAAAAAAAAAAUCUCUCCAACCUCCGUCCGCCGCGCCAUCGCCGUCCGGCUAAACCCGGCCGCCCGCUGCGCCCCAUACCGAAGCCGGGAGCGGAGGUGCAAAACCCUCCCUCUCCCUCUCCCGCUCCGGCGCCAUGGGCGGCGCCUCCAAGCUCCUCUCGUCCCUCCUCCUCACCUCCUCCCCGCUCCGCCUGCGGCCCGCGACCGCCGCCGCCGCGCUCUUCCUCACCCCGCCGUGCGUGGCCUCACGCCGCCUGCUCCUGCUCUCCUCACGCUCCCCGCUACGCACCCUCUGUACCUCGUCCGCGGCCGCCGCUUCGUCCUCCUUUCCGCCCCCGCCCCGAGCUCCUUUCCCCGAGUGGUCCCGCCUCGUCGACCGCCUCGCCGCCGCCGGGUACGCCUCCCGCGUCCCCAGCCUCGGCGACGAGCUCGCCCUCGCUUCCGGAUGCGACCUGUCGGACAGUGCAGAAGCCGCUGUCUCCACCUGCCUCGCCUUCGCGCGUGACCGGCCUGACCUCCUCAGGUCGCUUCCAAGGAAGGAUGUGGAGGUCCUGGUGGCCAACGCCGCGCCUGUUCUGUUCAAGGAUGGGGAGUCUUCAGCACAGCGGCUGCGGCGGUACCUCGCGGGGGAAGAAACCGAUGUCAUUGUUUCAGAGAGAGCUGAAACUGUUGAUAUUAUUCGAUAUCUGUUAAGUUACACAUACAGUUCUUCCGACAGCUUCUCAGAAGCCAAGGAACUUAUUGAUUCAGCUGUGAGAAAUAUCAUGGCAGAGUUAGUAAGUUUUACUGUGGAAUCAACUCCCAAACCAAGUUCCUUGAGUCAACCUGAACGAUUUUCCAGACCUCCAGGGCAAAAUAUCGAAAUGAAGCGAGGCGACUGGAUCUGUACAAGAUGUAGCUUCAUGAACUUUGCAAGAAAUGUUAGGUGCCUUGAGUGCAAUGAGCAACGGCCAAAGAAGUUGCUGACUGGUGGAGAGUGGGAAUGCCCGCAGUGUGAUUUCUACAAUUAUGGAAGGAAUAUGUCGUGCUUAAAAUGUGAGUGCAAAAGACCAGCAACAAUCCCACCAACCCCUUCAUUUGCUGGUUCUGGUUUAGGUGGUGUGGCACAGCUUCUUAAUGCAACGAAUGGUGGUAAAUCUGAAAUUGAUAGAAAACUUGCCGAAAAUGAUGAAAAGGCAGAAAGAUGGUUGAGCAAAGUUUCUCAACUCGACGAUUCUGCUGAUCUAAGUAGUCUAGCAGAAGAUGAGGACUUUCCUGAGAUUAUGCCUAUGCGCAAGGGGGUGAAUAAAUUUGUGGUUAGCACCCGUAAAACACCACUUGAAAGAAGGCUAGCAAAUGCACAGUACAGCAACAAUAGCCCUCAAGCUGCAUCAUCUGAUGACUCAAAGAUCAGUCAAACUUUGGACAGGAUACUUGGGCGUUCAAAACCUACUGCAGCCUCAAACAAUCAACCUGGAACUGGAGAUGCUCUGAAAAAAUCAACAGACCACCUUAGCAGUAUUGAUCCUGUUCCAUUUGUGCCCCUACCUGCAGAUAUGUUUGCUCAACCACAGAGUAAUAAUGGACAGGGAAAUCUGGAUGGCCAAAUAAAUGCAGAAGUUGACAGUUCCAUGGAAAAUAGCACAGUGCCCUUAGCUGAGAGGCAAGAUGGCAUGGAAUCAUCAGAUACUGCUGAGAAAUGGUCCAAGAAAGUUGGAGAACUUGACGUAAAUGACGUCCCAAGUGUGACUUCUGAUGAAUACUUACCCGAGAUUAUGCCAAUGAGGAAAGGUGAAAACCGGUUUGUAGUUAGUAAGAAGAAAGACCGCUCGCUGACAUCACCACAGUUCAAAAGGCGCAGUUUACUUGAGCAUGCUGACAAUUCUGAUUUUGUCCCAUUUGUCCCAUUUCCUCCUGAUUACUUUGCCAAGAAAGAUAAGCCGGUGGAGAAUACUGCAGCGACAGGAAUAGUGUCAGAAGGUUCUCCAACAUCUGAAAAGCGCUUGGAAACAAAUGCUUCAUCAGGAAAGUACGGAAACAGCUCGAAUACUUCACAAGUGGUGGGUAGUCAGCCCAAAGGCAACGUGGAUAAUGAGAACUGGAACAGAAAUAACUCUCAGCAAAACUCAAGUUCUGGUGGUUAUGGUCAAAGCAACAACUAUCAGCAUCACUCACAAUCUCAUGGGGCACAAUCUUGGCCUAGUGAUACUGCAAAUACUGGUACUUGGAACACAGGCUACUCCCAUGGGAACUUUAAGGAGAGCAGAGGUGACUCUACUUACAAUGGAGCUAGCUCUGCACAACAACCUUAUAAUUCAGGUUAUAACAGCAACAGCAAUUCUUGGAGCAGUGAGAACAAUAACAGCAACACUGCUUGGACUGGCAACAGCAAUUAUAACAACGAUAGUGCUUGGAGCGGCAACAACCAUUAUAACAACAAUAAUGCUUGGAGUGGUAAUACUUCGUAUAGCAACAGCAGCAGUACUUGGAACGGCAAUGGCAGCUAUAACAACAAUACUUGGAGAAGCAGUCACAGUUAUAACAACAAUGCAACAUGGAGCAACAGCAGCCACAGUGCGUGGAGCAGUAGUAACAGCAAUAACCAGCGUGACUCAUUUGCUGACAAUAGCAAUGCUGCCAGCAUCAGCGAUUCCAUGAACCCUAAUCAGACAAUUCACAACUCAGGUUAUGGAGGAAGCUCAAAUAGAGAUUACACUGGAAAAAGCUUAGAAGGAUCUGCUGUGAAGGAUCCUGAUCCUCUGGACAUGUCUGAGGAAGCCAAGGCAGAGAGAUGGUUCAGGAGAGCAGCCCAGAUAAAGGACAUCUCCGAGCUUGCCAACAUUCCAGACGAGGACUUCCCUGAGAUAAUGCCGAUGAGGAAGGGGGUGAACAGAUUCGUGGUGAGCAAGAGGAAGACUCCAUUGGAGAGGAGGUUAACAUCUCCGCAAUACAGAAGGAACCUGCCAAUUGUCAGUUCUGAACCGGAGAAAGAUGCCAGCUGAAAACUCAAGCAUCAUGACUGGGUGCAUAACACCAGUGUAUUCUUUGACACCAAAUUGUGACAAUAAACCAGUGAUCAGAAAUAGAAACCAUGAAAAAAGCUCAGGAAAGUUUUCUGUAAGGUAAAAAUUUUGUCCGCAAUGGCAAGGGGUUUGCUGGAUUUUGCUUGUUACGUGUACCCUAUACGAAUGUGUGUUGUACUAAUACCUUCAACACUGAACCCGUGGAUGACACUUAUCGAAGUUUUGGCUUGUUUGAGGUACACAUGUUAUAUUCUUGUAUUCUUUCAUUGAAUUUGUUUGUUAAAUUCGGAUACUAUAGUGUGUUCUACCUCCUGGUUUGGAUGAAGCAGAGUAUGCCUACCCUUUC